AUGGGAAUCUAUAUUUCUAAGCUUUUCAACAGUCUCGUUGGCUCCAAGGAGAUGCGUAUCUUGAUGGUGGGUCUUGACGGUGCCGGUAAGACCACCGUUUUGUACAAGCUAAAAUUGGGUGAGGUUGUUACUACAAUUCCAACCAUCGGUUUCAAUGUUGAGACCGUGGAAUACAAGAACAUUUCAUUCACAGUCUGGGAUGUCGGUGGACAAGACAAGAUCAGACCUUUGUGGAGACACUACUUCAGAAACACGGAAGGUAUUAUCUUCGUGGUUGACUCCAAUGACAGAUCGCGUAUCUCGGAGGCCAGAGAGGUGCUGCAAAGAAUGUUGAACGAGGACGAGAUCAGAAACGCCGCAUUGCUAGUUUUCGCCAACAAACAGGAUUUGCCAGAGGCCAUGUCUGCUGCCGAAAUUACCGAGAAGUUGGGUCUACAUUCGAUCAGACAACGUCCAUGGUUCAUCCAGGCCACUUGUGCUACUUCCGGUGAAGGUUUGUACGAAGGUUUGGAAUGGUUGAGCAACAGUUUGAAAAACCAAAACUAA
Molecule: messenger RNA, 546 nt
Organism: Lachancea nothofagi CBS 11611
Lineage: Eukaryota; Fungi; Ascomycota; Saccharomycetes; Saccharomycetales; Saccharomycetaceae
Source: the annotation of a GenBank genome assembly